Messenger RNA from Pocillopora verrucosa, 673 nucleotides. RefSeq lists its product as uncharacterized. Gene Ontology annotation, biological process: regulation of mitochondrial membrane potential; regulation of cell population proliferation; negative regulation of insulin receptor signaling pathway. The record is from RefSeq and is a predicted model, not a curated record. NCBI's taxonomy places the organism in Eukaryota, Metazoa, Cnidaria, Anthozoa, Scleractinia, Pocilloporidae.
UUUCGUCACUGUCGAAUUUCGAAGUUUCCAACUUUAACCUGAUAUCGCAAGUUCAAAAUCCUGUAUGGCGUACGCUGCAUUACGAAAUAUUCGUUUCUCUCGAGAAUCCGCCGAUACAAAAAGAGAAAUUAGCUUUCCAAUUAUUUACCUUGGAAGCGUUCAAGUAUUGUGUCCUGUUGGUAACGGAAUAUGCGGGUCCGUGGAGGAAAUCUUUGACAAUUCUCGGUUAAAACUGAAACAUAAUUUGCUUCCGAAACAAAUUCUUCGAGUAAAAGACAAUUUAUUUGAGCUUUACAGGGCUGAUGAAGAAGAGCAUGCGACUAGAACUGUUUACAACUUUAACAAAAUAAUCUACUGCGGGGUUGACAGCAAAAGGAGGAAAGUAUUGGUGUUCAAUUAUCAUCAUUUGGAAGGACGCGAAGGAGAUUUUUAUCUAACGCACGCCUUUUGGUGCGAGAAGAAAAGUGUGGCGAAACAGCUGGCUUUCACAGUCGGGGAAUACUUUCAAAAAAUGAAUUGUGUCUGUGUACAGGAUGCUGAUGAAAUGGGAAACGAAGAAUCCCCAUUAACAACGAAGUUAAAACCUUCGAGAAGGGAAAAGUAUCGCAAAAUCCCAAGAAAGCGCUCUUUGAAUAAAAACUUAGAAUUAAACGAAAUUUAAGGCCAGCUGAAC